UAGUCUUGAUCAGGGGGUUUCAAUACAGGUCUAUGUAUAUUUAUCUCAUUGUUACAUUUAGAUGGGCUGUAUUAACUGAAUAAAUAACUAUAUUACAAUAUGUGUAGAAAAUAAUUCAUUUUUUUUUUUUUUUUUUUUUUUUAGAAAAUAAUUCAUUAGGGUAGUUUUUCUUAAUGAAAUCAUUAAAACAGUGCCACGUUUUUAUUUUCAGGCAUAGCUCUAGAUGAUAGAUCCACUUAUGUACAACGCACCUACUCAUAUAUCUAAAGAAAUUACUAUGAAACGGCUAUAUUUAUUAAUUAAUUUUUUUUUGCGGUGUGAUUGAAGUUUGGGUCGACAUGUCAUGUUCUCGGGUUUCGUCUAGAAGGUGAAUCACCAAUCUAUUUAUAAACCGGAACCCGCGUUUCGUCACGAUUUAUUGUGUACAUCUACAGUGCGCAUGUGUUGUAAAGUCAAACUUCCUUGUUAUUAGUUGUUAAAAAAGAAGGGAUGAGAAACUGAACCGACAGACGUAUUUUACUGGAAAAGAUUAAGCCUAGUUUUUGAUUGGUGUCAGUUCUCAGGGAAACAAUCUACAAUGCGCACUUUACACGCUGUUCUGUGUUUGAUCGUCUGCUGGACGCCAUGUUUGGCGGUGAUGAGAGCCCUUGAUGACUAUAUUCAGCAUUACGAGGAACUAAGUUACAACACCCAAAAAUUACACAGCAAACACAUGAGGGCAAAAAGGUCAACACAAAACAAAGGACUGGAUCUGAAAUUUAAAGCCCAUGACAGAGAAUUCCAUUUAGAUUUGAAGCCUUCCACCUCCGUGUUUACAGAAAACUUUAGAUCCACCCACAACAAUGGGACAGAGGACCCGGUGGAUUUGUCUAUUUUAUAUGAGGGCUCUGUUGUAGGUGAGCCUGGAAGCCAUGUUCAUGGGGCGGUCAUUCUGGGAAUAUUCCGGGGGACAAUUCGUAUCCCUGGCGACACACUCUACCAUAUUGAGCCAGCUUAUCGAUUUUACGGAUUAAAGGAGGCACAGAAAUUAUCAUACCAUUCUGUAAUUUACAAAGACGAACAUGUCAACUUAGAUCCGUACAGACACAAACGUGAAGUUGACGCAGAGGCUGGGCGAUGUGCAUUCGAUAACUUCCGCAACUGGAUGGUGCAUCAAACUGAAGCAGAGGUUAACAUACGACAAAAAAGGGCUUUUUACAGUAAAAAAGAAUCAUUUGCGCACAAUAAGUACUCGGCAGAAUUUAACGACGACAGACAUCGACGAGCUGCAAGAUCCGGAUCGUGCAGUCUGGGCACCCAGAACACGUGCAUCUUGUACAUGCGGUCUGAUCCAACACUGUUUAACCGAUUUAAAAGUGAUCUCAAUGGGAAUGAGAACGCUGCCAGAGAUGAGAUUCUCUCAUUCUUCGCCAGUCACGUCAGUGCUCUGAAUGAAAUUUAUGGGCGGACUAAGUUCGAACCAUUGACAGGGAAAGCUGGGUCAUGUUUUCAAGGAGUUCAGUUCCAAAUUCAACGCACGACGAUAAUGACUGACCAGACGGAGAACUGCUCGAAUGUUCUUAAGAAGACUGCCUUCUGUCAGCCGAACAUUGACGUCAGUAAUUUCCUGAACCUGAACUCGCUGACCAAUCAUGACGCAUUUUGUCUGGCCUACAUUUUCACCUAUCGUGAUUUUUCCCACGGUACCUUGGGGCUUGCCUGGGUUGGAUCUCCAUCAGCAUCAGCAGGGGGCAUAUGUGAGAAGUUUAAAUCGUACACCGAGGGGAACCAACAAGUGAAGAAAAGCCUGAACACUGGGAUCGUGACGAUCAUCAACUACAACAAACGCGUGGCUCCGCGCGUCUCGCAGCUCACCUUCGCUCACGAAGUCGGACACAACUUUGGAUCACCUCAUGACGACGGCCAGGAAUGUGCUCCGUACGGGACAGGAAGCUCAGGUUCGAAUAACGGGAACUACAUCAUGUUUGCAAGCGCCACCCAGGGAAACCUGGCGAAUAACGAUGACUUCUCGCCCUGUAGCAAAGACAACAUCACUUAUGUCAUAGACGCUGUCUCCAACAGUCGCAACGGCAAGGUCAACUGCUUCACUCAGUCUAAUAUGGCGUUCUGCGGUAACGGAAUCGUGGAAGGUGAUGAAGAGUGCGACUGCGGCUACCUGGAAGAUUGUAACGAUAUCUGUUGUAAUCCACGACUGACAGGAAAUCAGAAUACGAACGGAUGCACGCGGAAAAUAAACCCGAGCACGAACCAGAAGUACGAGUGCAGUCCGACACAGGGACCCUGCUGCAGCGCCACCUGUAGUUUUGUUCAGAACCAAGCCCUGAAAUGUCGAGCUGAAACUGACUGCAUGAAGGCGCAACUUUGCAAUGGGAUCACUGCACAGUGUCCAGAUUCCGUGAAGGAGCCGGACCUCAAGAUCUGCAACGACCACAGCCAAGUGUGUCUAGACGGGUUCUGUACUGGUUCCCUGUGCCUGGCAAUCAAUAGUUCUAAUGGUAACAGGAGGGAAUGGGAGGAAUGCUUCAUCACUAAGUCAGGGGACCUCACUGUGGCCCAGAAAGAGGAGUUGUGUAAUCUAGCCUGCAGGAGGAUAAAUUUCACAGCGUGCUACGCCUCUUAUUCCAAGGACAACGGCGUCUUCCCCCCGGAAUUUAAAAAGUUGUUGGAUGAAGUAAACCGCCUAAAAGGGUCCACUGGAGGGUUAAAGCUACCAGCAGGUUCACCCUGUAAUAAUUACCAAGGUUACUGUGAUGUAUUUUCCCGUUGCCGUGGUGUUGACAAUGAAGGACCAUUACAAAGGUUGAAAAAUCUGAUCUUCAGCGAAAAAACACUGAGCAACAUUAAGAACUGGAUAAUUGAAUAUUGGUGGGCUGUGAUGUUAAUGGGCAUCGGAUUAAUCCUGUUCAUGGGACUCUUCAUUAAAAUCUGUGCUGUUCACACACCCAGCUCCAAUCCGAACGCAAAACCAGCGCAGAAAUUUGGAGACACUUUACGACGCAGGCGGAGUCGUCCACAGCAAUAUAGAGCUCAGCAGAACUCGGACAGUCGUGGGCCUUUACUAAGUGGCCCCUCGGGACCCCCACCACCAUACUCAGCUCAAGGAGGCCCCCCACAGGGACAUCGAAAGGGUGGGGCUAAAAGUGGAAAGUAUAAUAACUUAGAGAUGCGGAAAGUCUGAGCAGUGUGUGUCUAUAAGUUAUUUUUAUCAUUUAGAUUUGAUGUUUCUUUUCUAAGAAUUGUGUUUUUAUUGAACAAGGAUUCCAGUUUUCAGUGCAGUAUGUACGUAUAUACUCAUUUCCCAAGUGUAAUAUUGAUUUAAUUUUUACAUGUGUUAUGUAUUGUAUGAUAUCGCUGGGUUUAUUCAACAGAUGUUGGAUGAAGGUAGUAUAUGUAACUGUGAAAUGUCAUUAACUGCAGGAUAUUGUAAUGUGUACAGUCUACUCCGCUCAGCGAUGUUUUUCCUUAUAUAACUGGUACCGAUAAACAGUACCACUCCCAAUGCCAAAAACCAUGGAUUUUUCCCAAUUUUGAGACUAAAAAUUCCCAAUUUACUUGCCGAAAAAUAGACCAGCCGCUGACAUCGUAAUUUACUUAGUCUGAAACGUUGUACAAAUUAACUAAAAUGUUCACUUCUGGUAUUAAAUGGAAAGUACAGAUCAUAGCAGUGCGCGUGUUGUAGAGCUACAAAUGAUUCUAAAACGAGCCUACGACGAUUCCUUUAUCUCUCACAACAGCAAAUAUUACCGUAAAAUAGUUUGUAAAGAGAUGACUACUUGUUCUUUUUUUUCUUUUCUUUUAAUUGAAAUCAUUUGCCGAUACUUUGGUAGAAAAUUCCCAAUUUUUUCGAUUUUGAAUCCAUUUUCCCCAAUUGAAUGGGUACCGGUACCAGUACCAAUUGGUAGAAAAAAAUUGCUGCGGCGCUUAUAUUGAAAUCACUUAUAUUGAAUUAUCUGUUAUAUUGAAGUCCUAACUUUGACCUAUCUGUUAUAUUGAAGUCACUUAUAUUGAACUAUCUGUUAUAUUGAAAUUGCCACUAUUGAACUAUCUGUUAUAUUGAAAUCACUUAUAUUGAACUAUCUGUUAUAUUGAAGAAAAUAUAAAUCUCUGGUAACAUUAUGUAUAUGGUUCAACAUUGGUAAUACUGAACUUUGGGUAUAAUGAACAAUUCAGGUCGAUCUCCUCAAUUUCUAUAUAUCCGGAGUAGACUGUACAAUAGAAUAGAGUAUACUCCAAGAACUUGGCAUCAUAAAGACUCUGUUUGACCCUGAAUAUUGACAGUUGUGUUUGUAUUUCGAAACUAGUUGCUAUCCUCAAUUUGACCAAAGCGACCUGAAUGAAGAUAAUUUUUUUCCACUUGCGGUAUCCGGACUUAACGACUUCCAGAAACCGUGGAAACACAAACUGGAGAAAUGUAGAUAUAUCCGAAAAAUUUGUGAGUCUGUGAGACGGAUAAAUUCUUAUCCCUUCUUACUGCUCCAUGCUUUCUGAGGAAAAAACAUUUGUGGCUAUUUGACUUGUGGUUCACAGAAAUUGUAGUGAAAUUUAGAAAUUGCACUGCUUUUUAAGUUGGCAUGUGCCUCAAAUCAAAAUUAAAAUUUAAUCAGUGAUGUCUUUUAUGAAUUAUAAUUUGAUUCUGUUGAUGAAAUAGAAUUGAAUUUGAAGUCCCUCUCCCCCUCCCCCUGAAGAAAGGUUAUAUUAUAUUCAGUCAUCUCUGGAAAUCUCUUCGCAUCGAAAUUGUGUUUUACUUCAAAGUUUAGAUACAAUUCAAGGACACAAAUUUGUUGUAACAUCAGUUUCUCAUCUCUGUUAACAGCCAAAAUCAUAACUUUCAAACCCAGCAUUUACUGAACAUGAUCUGUACAUUGGGUUUCAAUGCCUUAAUGAAAAUACAUAGAAAGAUCUGGAUUUUAAUUUCUUUUCGUUUUCAUUUAAGCCCGAUUUAGAUUUGUGAAAAAUCUCAUUUCAGUAAAAUGCUUAUACCCAUCACACUACAGUAGUUUUAUGUUCUCAUAUUUUUUUUUUUUUUUUUUUUGUGGUGGUGAAAAUAAAUUUUACCCCCCCCCCCCCCCUGAUUAAAAUUUCCCCAUAGGUCAAAUUGAUAGGAGGCAACAGAAAGCAAUCUGUUAUUGCCUUAGUACAUGUUAAUUGUAUUCAGUACCAGAGUUCUCUAUCAUUAAGAAGAGACAUAUUUCAUAUCGGAGUUAGAGUUUCAUUGUAUGUCGAUUGUUUGCAAUGGUGUCUGUUUUAAUUGUGCAGUCUCACAGGUCUAUGAAAUAGAACUGUACAUACCAUUUCAUUGUUCAGAGAUAUUUUAAGUCAUAUGUUAUGUGGUCAUUAAAUGGUUGGCGACUCUCGUACAUGUACAGUAAAAUACGCUUAUUACAAGCAUACUUAAAACAAAUUCACGCUUAUUGUAAAGUUGUAUUUAUUUCCAUUUGAAGAGAAAUUGAUGAAGAGUUUGGUUACAAUGAACUGGUUUUUUUUUUUUCUCUUGGAGAUUUGUUAUAACCGUGUUUCACUGUAUAACAACGUUUUGUUACAGGGAACUGUUUUCUUUUUCUCGGAGAUUUGUUAUAACCAUGUUUCACUGUAUAACAACGUUUUGUUACAGGGAACUGUUUUCUUUUUCUUGGAGAUUUGUUAUAACCAUGUUUCACUGUAUAACAACGUUUUGUUACAGGGAACUGUUUUUUGUUGUUUUUUUUUUUUUUUAGAUUCACUGUAACCAUGCCUUACUGUACCUGUUAAAGUGAUAGUUUCUGUAGAUCCAUACUUUCCCACAAUGCACUGUUGUGUGUAAUUAUCUGGGUACAGAUAUGUAACUUCAAUUCUGUAAAUCCAUACUUUCCCACAAUGCACUGUUGUGUGUAAUUAUCUGGGUACAGAUAUGUAACUUCAAUUCUGUAGAUCCAUACUUUCCCACAAUGCACUGUUGUGUGUAAUUAUCUGGGUACAGAUAUGUAACUUCAAUUCUGUAGAUCCAUACUUUCCCACAAUGCACUGUUGUGUGUAAUUAUCUGGGUACAGAUAUGUAACUUCAAUUCUGUAGAUCCAUACUUUCCCACAAUGCACUGUUGUGUGUAAUUAUCUGGGUACAGAUAUGUAACUUCAAUUCUGUAGAUCCAUACUUUCCCACAAUGCACUGUUGUGUGUAAUUAUCUGGGUACAGAUAUGUAACUUCAAUUCUGAGAAGUAGCCAGUAGAGAUUGUCCUAGGAAAAUCAGGCAUCAAAUUUUAAAUGGGCUUACUACCUGAAGAAAAAAUAAUUGGGUUUGAAAAAUCUUAUUUUGAUUUAUUUUUCUUUGUGUAAAGACUGCUUAAUGCCCUUCAUGAUUGUUGUCAUAAUAGCUGAUGUGAACCCAUUGCAAAAGGCAGUUAACUCAUGCCUGUUUAAAAUUUGUAAGACUCUGUGGGCAAUUUGUCAUUGUACACCAAUAUAGUGACAAUAUGUCAUAUGACACUUGAUAUUAAGGCAGUGUGUCACGUGACAGGUAGACAAUGGGUCAGGCCUGAUCUAUUUGUAGCUACAUAAUCUGUCUGGUGGUGUCACCCAAACAUGUCUGCUAAUGAAAUGUGCGCAUGGCGAACUUUUGUAAUUUAUUUAUAUUUUUUUGUUAUACAGCUGUGUAUCAUAUGUUUAGUUUUAUCCUUAAAAUAUUUAAAUUCAUUGUUAUCCCCACUACCGGUAAAUUGAAUGGUUGUUAAAUUUUCCAGAAAUUGAUUGUAGGAGUGGGGGUAAGUUUUUACGGCAGAUAAUAUUUAUUUUUUGUACACAAUGUUUACAUGAGGUAAUGCGUCAAUGAUCUAAGGCCGAGUUUGAUGAUUACAUGACAUAUAAAAAUGACGGACAGGACAUCGCGGUUUUCUGUAGGAAGAAUUCGGUAUCUGCUAUCUUUAUAAUACUAUUGUGACACAACUCCAUAUUUAUUUUACUCAGAAUGUGUACUAUAUUUAUAUAACAUGUAUUGUCAUUAUAACGUCUAGCAGUGAAUAAACUGAUUGACAGUCCCCUUAGCUCCUCCCAUAUUACGAUUUUCCAUGCCAUUAUAACGUCCGCAGUGAAUAAACUGAUUGACAGUCCCCUUAGCUCCUCCCAUAUUACGAUUUUCCACGCCACUUCCCGCUUUAUUUCACUGUUGACGUCAUCAAACGAUAAGGACACCUGUUAAUCUUUCGCUUGGAAUCUCCACUUUACAUCAAUGAUAUGUUUAUUUCGUAUUUCGUUAUAAAUUUAAAAUGUAUAGGAUUUGUAGGUAAAUACUGUUAUGUAACACCCCCCCCCCCCCUCCCUAUGUGCUUGUGAUUUUCGUGAGCCAUUUGACCUCCUGGCCUUAAUUCUGAUUCAAGACCACAGUAAAAUUAACUGAUUGUGUGGCAUUAGGUUUUAUAUUAUUGUGUCGUUUUAAUUUUCGUUUAUUGGGUUUUCAGAAAUCUUGUUGAGUUGGUGCUUAUUAUUUUUUUUAACGUUUCCUGCACCGUUAGGUUUGAGAUAUAUUUUACUGCAUUCGUUUGUAUUUAUGUGAAAUUGUGUAGAUGACAAGGAGAGGUUUCCAUACCGUCAUGUGUCAACACUGUCGCGUGUCUAUAAUGUUGAUAACUCAUUAAGUAUGUAAUAGAGAUUAUUCUUUCAUUUAUAAAUUCGACCACAUUAAGAUUUGCAUUUGUGCAUCCGAAAGAGAUUUGCCGUCAAUCAUAAUGUUUUACAUGAAUAAAUUAUGUAUUAAUAAAAA
Ostrea edulis (European flat oyster) is the source of this 7730-nucleotide messenger RNA. Its product is annotated as disintegrin and metalloproteinase domain-containing protein 10-like. The transcript has 19 exons. Gene Ontology annotation, cellular component: plasma membrane. Bases 578 to 3178 code for a protein of 866 amino acids. Gene Ontology annotation, biological process: Notch signaling pathway; membrane protein ectodomain proteolysis. Gene Ontology annotation, molecular function: metalloendopeptidase activity. NCBI's taxonomy places the organism in Eukaryota, Metazoa, Mollusca, Bivalvia, Ostreida, Ostreidae. The record is from RefSeq and is a predicted model, not a curated record.